AUGGCUAAGCUGCAUCAGGUUAAUGUUCUUAUGAUGGGUGCUGCGAAUAUCCUGUGGGUGCCGUUAGCCAAUACGUUUGGGCGACGACCCGUCAAUCUAUUCAACAUUCUCCUUCUGCUGCUCUGCUGCGUAUGGGCCGCACGCGCUACAUCAUUUGGAAGUCUUCUUGCUGCACGCUUCUUCAUGGGAGUUGGCGUCGCUCCAGCUGACACGACUCCAAUGCUAAAGGUACUACUAGUUGCACCAAACGUUGUAGGUGAAAUCUAUUUUGCGCAUCAGAGAGGAAAGGCAAUGGGGUUUUAUACGGUCUUCAUCUGCAUAGGCCCCGUCCUGGGCGGUAUCGCCGGUGGUUACAUAGGGGGAAAUCUGGGUCUGGCAUGGAUCCAUUGGGUUAAUGUGAUUCUGUGCGGUAUUCUGCUCGUCGCCUGUUUCUUUCUCGUCCCGGAGACGCUUUACGCUCGUGAGACCAUAGCUCGACCCAUAGACCCUUCGUUAGACGAAGAUGGGAAAGGUGAGGACGGAACAAACGCCGUCAAAAUUGAAGAUAUUGCACAGAAUCGUCGUGUCUAUUUGGAGCUUACAUUCAUCCGCUCACUCAAGCUUUACACCUACCACGGAAACCUUCUUCAGAACUUCAUUGCGCCUUGGUUGACACUGCGUCUUCCCGGGGUAUGGCUAGUGAUGUUCUGGUAUGCAGGACUGGUCGGUGGGAUUGUGACAAUCUCGACAGUAGGCCCAACGCUCGCUGCCAAGCCGCCAUAUCUAUGGGGCAACAAUGCUGGCCUCAUCUUGGUUGGCGGUAUUGUGGGAGCAUUGCUCGGGGCAGUGGUCACGGCGCUCUCCGCAGAUCGAAUUAUUACUACGAAAAAGACAUUGCGGGGAGAAGAAAACAUGGAGCCUGAAUCCCGUUUGCCCGUUGCGCUUCCGGGUCUGAUUCUAGCAACAACCGGCUUGUGGACCUUCGGCUUCUGUGCACAGAGUCCUAAUCCACAUAUGUGGAUCGGGAUGCAGUUUGGCCUAGGAAUGCUAUCCUUUGGGCUCAUGCAGGCACCAUCUAUUGGUUUCAAUUAUCUUAUCGACUCCUAUGGCAGCCUUUCGGCGGAUUGUUUUGUUGUCGUGACGUGCAUGCGAGCGAUCAUCAGCUUCUGUUGGACAUUCUUCGCGAGUCAAUGGGUUGACAGUGCUGGUCCCGCCAUUCCAUUCGGUGUCUUCGGAGGUCUGAUGGGGCUCUUCACUUUGUUCACAAUCCCACAGUGGCUGUGGGGAAAGAGGACGAGAAUUGCAACAGCCAGUUGGAUACCAAAGUGA
Aspergillus pseudonomiae is the source of this 1308-nucleotide messenger RNA. Its product is annotated as major facilitator superfamily domain-containing protein. Gene Ontology annotation, molecular function: transmembrane transporter activity. Gene Ontology annotation, biological process: transmembrane transport. The transcript is spliced from 4 exons. The coding region runs from base 1 to 1308 and encodes 435 amino acids. The record is from RefSeq and is a predicted model, not a curated record. Lineage: Eukaryota; Fungi; Ascomycota; Eurotiomycetes; Eurotiales; Aspergillaceae.